Messenger RNA from Oncorhynchus nerka (sockeye salmon), 2010 nucleotides. RefSeq names its product zona pellucida-like domain-containing protein 1. Gene Ontology annotation, cellular component: cell surface. NCBI's taxonomy places the organism in Eukaryota, Metazoa, Chordata, Actinopteri, Salmoniformes, Salmonidae. The record is from RefSeq and is a predicted model, not a curated record.
AUGUGAUAUUAGAUGUCAGGGAGGUCUAACACCUGCAGUAUAUGAGACACACCCCACCACCACCUGCUCACACAAACACCUGCUCAGGAACCUCACAGUAGUUAAGAUGCUCUCCCUGUGCUAUGUCUCCGCUGUGAUGGCUAUUUUCCUCCAGCCUGCCCUCUCCAUUACCUACAACUGUUCUGAUCUGUACAAGAGGGUCCCAGACAACAACGACUUGACGGUGGACUGCGGGGCCAGUAUGAUCAACCUGAAGGUGAACCUGUGUACGGCUCAGUGGGCAGGCUUCGACCCCUCCGGUCUGGCUCUGAAUGGAGAGCACAACAAGAGUCAGUGCCAGGGCUUGAUUGACACCAGUGUGGAUCCGCCUGUCAUACGCUACCAGCUGCCUGUCAAUCACAGCCAGGCGAACCCCUGUCGACAGUCACUGCAGAUCUUGGACGAGGCUCCGGAUGCCUCUGGUCCUUUCAUUUUCUCCAGCAUCCAGUCGGUCAUCAUCACAGGUUACCUUAACACCCCCAAGUCCUCUGUGGGGAUCAUCAGUUACGCCACGGACCUCUACUAUCACUUCUCCUGCCGCUACCCGCUGGAGUACCUUCUCAACAACACACAGAUUGUAGCGUCGUCAGUCUCAGUGGCCACCAGUGACAACAAUGGCACGUUCAUCAACACCUUGAGUAUGAGUGUUUUUAACGGCACUGAUUAUGGUUACCCAUUGGUGGUUCCACCGACAGGACUUGAAUUGCGUUCCAAGGUUUAUGUGGAGGUCAAGGCCACCAACCUCACUGGGAAUUUUAAUCUUUUACUUGACCACUGCUUUGCAACCCCAUCAGCGUACAACAUGUCAAACAAUGAGAAGCACGACUUCUUCACAGGAUGCACUGUUGAUUCACGCUCAUCCGUCACACAGAAUGGGAUUUCCAAGAAUUCCCGAUUCUCCUUUGAGGCAUUUCGCUUUGUGACACACAAUAACCUGGAAAAGUCCAGUAUCUUCCUGCACUGCAUCCUUCGACUGUGUGAGCCCAGCAAGUGUCAGAAACUGGUUGAUGCUUGCAAUAGCAGGAGAAAGAGAUCCCUGGAGCCUUUUGGAUCCGAGUCAGCGGAAUCAGCCACCGUUUCUGUGGGACCACUCUAUACUAGCAGAGAUGAGGAAAGACCUGCUGCGUUGGCAUAUAGCAGCGGAGGGGUACAGUCAAGAGGUGACAGGGUUAACAUCACAGGGCUGGUGGUAGGGAUCCUCUUUGGCACUGCAGCCAUAGCCCUGCUUGUCCUUGGCAGCUGGUUUGUCCUCAAGAAGUUCUACUGGGCAGGCGGUCUGUCCCACUCCUUUGACUGAAAGGUGUCUUGGCCAAUGACCAUCUACCAACCAACCUGUCCACCUCCGAGCUGCCCAAUCUGCUUUGCCUAAUAGGGUGUGUUUUAGAUUUCUUGUGAUGUCAUUAAUUUUGUAGCCAAAAACUACUAGAAGACCUUGAGUGUGUCCUAAGAAAACAAGUGGACACUAGUGUCUAAUUCUCCUUUUGUUCAUAGAUAAAGUUAAUCAAUAUCAAUUACCUGUUACGAAGGAAAAUGUGUAAAUGCCUGAACCAUCACAAUACUUCACCUUUUAUACUAAUAUAUAAGAAUUUCUGAAAGUAUGUUAAACGCUUGAGCAAUAGUGUAGUAGAUGAGGCAACAUAAAUACUUCUUUGAAUUUGAAUCAUUAUUCUGGAAUGUGGGAACUGAUAUAUUAACUAUGGCAUUUAUCUGACUAUUAUUAAUAGCAUUGCCUACGACUCCAUAGACAUACGCACGGAGUCUUCCACAAUGCUAUAAUAUAUAUAAUAUAUGAUAUGGAUUUGGGGGAUUUUGUUUUGAUAUAUACUGUACUCAAUACAGUUGACUUGUAACCGAAGUGGGCGGGGUUUCGCAACCCAGUUUUCGUGUCAAUCAUGCUCCAAUUUCAGACCUGCUACUACUGCUCUGUACAUUAUUGGAAAAAAAUACAAAAUAAAGUUCAACAUGAAUUCA